CCAACGUAACAAUAUCAGGUUUAGUGGGGCGAUCGUCGCCUUCCCACUCAGCCGUAGCUAAUAGCUAUCGUUAGCAUGGCCCCCCAGCCUGUCACAUUCAACAAUUCCACUUGAUUCCAAGCACUAGAGCGUGAAGGAGGCUUGGACGAACGAGGGGUAAUAGAGAGCUUUCCCUCGGGUUUCCUGUGUUCUUUUUCUUGUCCUCUCACCAAACACACAGAUUUGUUCGCGUUGGUCGAAAAGGGCCAAGCCAUCUCACAGCAACCAUGUCGCGUCAGCCCUAUAUCCGGAUCUCCCUGUUCCUCAAGCGCAAGGAGGACAUGACUCCUGAAGCCUUCCAUGAAUGGUGGGAAACGACGCACGCCGACUUUGCUCUGAAAAUCCCUGGCUUCAAGCAGGUCGCCAAACGAUACACGCAGUACCAUGCCAUUCCUCAACUUCAGUCCAUGGCGGCUGCCGUCGGAACUCCCGCUCUAGAUUUCGACGGAGUGGCUGAGUUGUGGGUGGAGCGCGUAGAGGACUACGCCAAAACCAUGGGAGAGGCGGAGGUGGUUGAGGCUUGCAAAGAGGAGGCGACCAAUUUCCUCGGCCCCGGAACCCGCAUCAUGAUCGGAUAUGAGACCUUGGUGCUCGGGGAGCCCGUUCCCGGACUGCCCCAGCAGCCAUUCUACCAGCUGUAAUGCGAUUGACUCGAAUAACGGGAUAUAUGGAUUUAUGGUCAGACCUGUACAUCUAGAGACCCAUAGCUACAUCUAGACCUCGACCAACGGGCCCGCGUAGGUUCUCCGGGCCCGG
Messenger RNA from Aspergillus candidus, 795 nucleotides. Its product is annotated as EthD domain-containing protein. The transcript has 3 exons. Gene Ontology annotation, molecular function: oxidoreductase activity. The record is from RefSeq and is a predicted model, not a curated record. The coding region runs from base 267 to 680 and encodes 137 amino acids. NCBI's taxonomy places the organism in Eukaryota, Fungi, Ascomycota, Eurotiomycetes, Eurotiales, Aspergillaceae.